AUGUUGAGGCAGAUCGUCUCGCAACGGAGCGCCGCACGCAGGCAGCUAAUUGAUCAGCUUGCGCCAUGCCUGCGCCGCGGCCUGGCCACCGCUACAGACUCGACUCCCACCUCUUCGCGCAUGCCUCCCUAUUCCAAAAUCGUACAAAAUCUUGAACAAGUUCGCAAGGUGCUGGGAUCAUCUCGGGCCCUUACUCUGGCGGAGAAGAUUCUGUACUCUCAUCUUGACAAUGCGGAGGAGUCACUUUUGACUGGUACGAACAAUGGACGCGACAUCCGCGGCAAGGCGGAUCUGAAGCUGAAGCCUGACCGCGUUGCGAUGCAGGAUGCGUCUGCACAAAUGGCCUUGUUGCAGUUCAUGUCUUGCGGCUUGCCGUCGACCGCAGUUCCGGCCAGUAUUCACUGUGACCAUAUGAUUGUGGGUGAGCGCGGUGCCGACACCGAUCUGCCAGCGUCGAUCCAAGGAAACAAGGAGGUGUUCGAUUUCUUGGAGAGCGCUUCAAAGAGAUACGGAAUUGAGUUCUGGCCUCCCGGUGCUGGUAUCAUCCACCAGAGCGUCUUGGAGAACUAUUCCGCCCCUGGUCUUAUGAUGCUGGGAACGGAUAGUCAUACACCUAACGCCGGUGGCCUGGGUGCCAUUGCCAUCGGUGUCGGUGGCGCUGAUGCCGUUGACGCUCUUGUUGACGCUCCUUGGGAACUGAAAGCCCCUCGCAUCCUCGGUGUCAGACUGGAGGGCAAGCUCCAAGGCUGGGCCGCGCCCAAGGAUAUCAUCCUUCACCUCGCUGGAAAGCUUACCGUUCGCGGUGGCACCGGCUUUGUCAUCGAAUACCACGGCCCCGGAGUUGAAACACUCAGCACCACCGGUAUGGCGACGAUUUGUAACAUGGGUGCGGAAGUUGGCGCCACAACUUCCCUUUUCCCCUUCUCCCCCAACCAUGUGCCGUACCUGAAGGCGACGAACCGCGCAGAUGUCGCCGAGGCAGCGGCCAAGAUCGCCUCUGCAGGGUCUUCGAGCCUGCUCCGAGCAGACACCAGCGCCGAAUACGAUGAGCUCAUCACGAUCGACCUUUCUACCCUAGAACCGCACAUCAACGGCCCCUUCACGCCCGAUCUCUCUGUUCCGCUGUCGCGCUUCGCUGAAACCGUCCGCAAAAACAACUGGCCGGAGACUUUCAACGCCGGCCUUAUUGGCAGCUGCACUAACAGCUCCUAUGAAGACAUGACACGCGCCGAGCACCUCGUCAAACAAGCCAACGCCGCCGGUCUCAAGCCGAAAGCAGACCUUUUCAUCACCCCUGGUAGCGAACAGAUCCGCGCCACCCUCGACCGUGACCAAACCCUCUCCACCUUCUCAUCUGCUGGCGGCACCGUCCUCGCCAACGCCUGCGGUCCCUGCAUUGGCCAAUGGAAGCGCACAGACGAUGUCCCCAAGGGCACCGAUAAUGCCAUCUUCACCUCCUACAACCGCAACUUCCCCGGCCGCAAUGACGGCAACCGCCGCACAAUGAACUUCCUCGCUUCUCCCGAGCUCGUCACUGCCCUUACCUACGCCGGCUCCACCACCUUCAACCCUGUCACUGACUCCAUCACCACUCCUUCCGGUUCAGAAUUCCGCUUUGAACCCCCUACCGGCCAAGACUUGCCCAGCAAAGGCUUCGAGGCCGGAAACCCCGCCUUCCAGCCCUCCGCCCCUGUGCCUGAUUCCAGCGUCGAGGUCAAGGUCUCUCCUACAUCUACCCGCCUCGCUCUUCUCGAGCCUUUCGCCCCUUUCCCCAACUCCGACCUCCAGAACCUCAGCGUCCUCUACAAAGUCAAGGGCCAGUGCACAACGGAUACCAUUUCCGCUGCCGGACCUUGGCUCAAGUACAAGGGCCACUUGCCCAACAUCUCCGCCAACACCCUCAUUGGCGCUGUGAAUGCCGCUACCGGUGAGACGAACGUCGCCUACGACGAGGCUGGCAAGCAGCACACCAUCCCUGAUCUUGCUGCACAAUGGAAAGCCCAGGGCCGCGAGUGGCUCGUCGUCGCUGAAGAGAACUAUGGUGAAGGUUCCGCUCGUGAACACGCCGCUCUUCAGCCACGCUACCUGGGUGGCCGCGUCAUUCUCGCCAAGUCCUUCGCUCGUAUCCACGAGACCAACCUGAAGAAGCAGGGUGUUGUUCCUUUGACCUUCGCUGACAAGGCCGACUAUGACCGCAUUGAUGCUUGCGAUGUCGUUGCUACCGAGGGCCUGUACGAGACGCUGAAGAACGGCGGCAAGGGUGAGGUCAAGCUUCGUGUUACGAAGAAGAGUGGCGAGGAGAUUGUUAUUCCUGUGAAGCACACCUUGAGUGCGGAUCAGUCUUCUUUCAUUCUGGCGGGCAGUGCGUUGAACGUGCUUUCCAAGAGGUAG
Messenger RNA from Aspergillus nidulans FGSC A4, 2391 nucleotides. RefSeq names its product aconitate hydratase ACO2. The record is from RefSeq and is a predicted model, not a curated record. Gene Ontology annotation, biological process: tricarboxylic acid cycle; mitochondrial translation. The transcript is spliced from 2 exons. Gene Ontology annotation, cellular component: nucleus; mitochondrion; cytoplasm. Lineage: Eukaryota; Fungi; Ascomycota; Eurotiomycetes; Eurotiales; Aspergillaceae. The coding region runs from base 1 to 2391 and encodes 796 amino acids. Gene Ontology annotation, molecular function: 4 iron, 4 sulfur cluster binding; aconitate hydratase activity.